GUUAUGAAGGAGUAAAAUUUCAAUUGGGUGGUAUUGCAAAUAACCAACUGACCCUUGUAACUAAAAAAGAAUAAAUUUAUGGGAACAAAAUUGUGAUUCCACGUACAAUUGUAUUGGUAAUUUUUUUCUAGUUGAAUCGAUAACUUUUAUUGCCAAUAAGAAACCGAUACAACGAAGCGGGAUCCAAUGAUCCCGAAGGUAGAAGCACAAACUCACAAACUACCAUGUUCCUCUACCAGCCUACUUACAGUGUAAGAAAUCAAAAAAACUUAUAAGUAUCCAGGUCCUGUAAGCCCAUCACAAACUGCCAUGUUCCCACAUGUUAGGAAUAAAAGAUCUGCCUUCAUCAUAUCUGCUACUUUAUCAGGAGAUCGAAAUGGAGAGCCAUGAACCAAAUCACAUCUUUCUUUCCAUAUAAACACAACCAGAACACACCAUACAAGUGCAUGCCAUUUCCCUACCUGAGUGUUUAUGCAGACUGUAGUGCUCACAGCAUCAUCGCAUCCCAAUCGUUGUGCCUCAGCAGCUGGCAGUUCAUUUGAUUAGCAAGCUAGCGAGAGAAAGAACAAUAGAGAAAGAGAUGGUCUCUAGUCUCGAUAUCCUUCCCACAAAGAGGGCAAGAGGCAUCUAUGAUUUUGCCCCAUUUCAGUAGCUUGUCUCUUUUUACAAUAGCCUUUUUAUGACAAUCCAGGCUAUUAAGCUGUAUCUAGGAGGACAUACACUUCUCCACACAAGUUUAUGCCAAGGGACCUUAGGAGCUUUGCUUCUCAACGUCUCCCAAACUCUUCGAACAGAAUAAACUUGCGUCUCUUGCGAAUUCCAGAAAAUAGUAUCAUUCUAUUUGUAUAUCCAUGCCAGUAUAACAACCCUCAGUCAGCAGCCUCCGCUGUGCCUAGGAACUACUAUGUUUUGGUAAUUUAGAAGUGUAAAAGUGUAAGUCUUUCAUACUUUAAGCAUAUAUUUUGACUACACUUGUAAGCGAAAAUCGUGAUUCUACAUAGAAGCGUAUUGAUGGCCUAAAAAUUAAUGUAAAGCGUAAACUUUCAACCUUAAAAGCGUUUGACUUCAUUGCAAGAGAUUAGUCUUGUGAUCAUUCCACCAUUAAUCCUUAACUUAAAGGUUCCAAAAUUAGGGGUGGGCAACGGGACGGGAUACCCGUCCCGUUUUAAACGGGUACCCAGUCCCGUUUGGAGACCAAAGUCCAUCCCAUAUCCCAAACCCAUAUGGGAAACGGGUACCCAUUUCCCGUACGGGACGGAUAACGGGUACCCAUAAAUACCCAAAGUUUAAACCACUAAAAUUUUAACAAAAGUUUAAACUUGUAUUUGCUUAACAAUCGCAAGACACAAAAUACAUCCCAAUCACAAAUACUCGGUUUGCAAAUAACACAUUCAUGAACAAUCACAACACAUAGAAAUAAAUCAUUCCAAGCACCAAAUUAUCAAAUAAGAAGUUUCAUUCAACACAACAAAAUGGGAGGCAUGCUGCUACUUUUCUUUUGUUGUUGAAUGCAGAAAGUGUCCAAAUUUUUAGGUUCAUGGGAAGCUAAAAUCUAUAGCAGAGAAGCUGAGUCUCACUGAAAGGGUAAGGGCCCCUGGGCCCAAAUGGCAAAUGGAAUUGAAAUUGCAAGGGUGAGGGCCGAAAUGGCCAGGGUUCUGAAUGGGGCUGGACUGCCUUUGUAUUAAAUGGGUAUAACGGGUACCCAUAUUACCCAAACGGGUAUUCGCGGGUAACCCGCGGGUACCCAUAUACAACCCCAAGUCCCAUCCGUUUAUAAUAUUACGGGUAAUAUGGGUACCCGUAACCCUUAAAAAACGGGACGGGUACGGGUAUACCCAAAUACCCAUUUCCCGUUGCCCACCCCUAUCCAAAAUCAAAUAUUUUGAGUAGCACCUAACACUAAAAUUGAACUUAUAUCACUUCAUUAAAACAAAUUUCUAAUUCAAUAAUCACUCACCAGUCACCAACCUCCCUCAUUCCAAAAUGUCAAACGUAAUCUCGCUCUCAUGAUGAAAUCUAAACAAGUGAACGAAACCGUUUUGACGGUUGCUAAAUAAAUAACCAACAGAAAAUAAUAUCUUCUUCUAGGUACCGACUUUCUUCAUAAGUCGGCUCUGCCAGCCAAAGAAAAAAACGUCCAACCAAAAAACCCCUUUCGUGGCGCCUUCCAUUCAUUAAUAAUGACAAAAAAAAAACAAUUAUUAAUCCUCUCAUUAAUGACUCUCUUCUGGAAACAGAAAAAAAAAAAACUCUCGCUGGUUAAUUAAUUAAUAAUGAAUCAAUUAAUCCUUCCCACCUAUAUCCACUAAUCACCCCCGCGCUUUCUUUUCUCAAACCCACCACAAUCCGGUCAACUCACGCCACGCGUCACCGCCGCGUUUGGUUGGUAUAAAUUUCCCCCAAACGAACCCAACCCUUUCACCAGAACUUCCAAACGCAAAUUCCAACUCCCGAGAGAGAACUUAUUUCCACACAUUUCGCAAGCGGAUCGGAUACCUCACUUCAGGAAAUGGUGGCGGCAGGGAAUGCAAUUGACAAGCACGAGCAGUACAAGCGGGUGUUCGCCCACUUCGACGAGGACGGCGACGGGAAGAUAUCUGGCUCGGAGCUGCGGCGGUGCGUGGCGGCGAUCGGCAGCAGCGGCGGAGGAGGAGGGAGAGUAGGGGAGCUGACGGAGGAGGAGGCGGAGGCCGCUGUGGGGUUUUCGGACUCGGACGGCGACGGGAUGCUGGAUUUAGAGGAUUUCGUGAGGCUGGUGGAGGCAGGGGAGGAGGAGGAGCGGGUCAAGGAUUUGAAGGAGGCCUUCAAGAUGUAUGCGGCGGGAGCCGCCGCCGGGGCAGGGGACGGCGGAAUGAUAACGCCGAGGAGCUUGAAGAGGAUGUUGAGCCGGCUGGGAAUGCGGCGCAGCGCAACGGAGUGUGGGGUUAUGAUCGCCGAGUUCGAUCUCGACGGCGACGGGGCGUUGGAUUUCGACGAGUUUAAGGUCAUGAUGUCGUGACUUCGUUCCGUGUAAAUAUUGGAUUUUUUUGGGGGCAUUGUGAGUGGAAAUAAUUAUUCUUUGUUCAUCUUCUUUUUGAUUGGGAAGAGACAGAUAGAUGUAUCUAGUGGUUUAUAUGAUUCUUUUUUAGUGUUAUUUCUUUCUGUCUCAUUUUAAUCAUUGAAAUAUAGAUUAUAUGAGUAU
Linum trigynum is the source of this 3181-nucleotide messenger RNA. Lineage: Eukaryota; Viridiplantae; Streptophyta; Magnoliopsida; Malpighiales; Linaceae. The record is from the annotation of a GenBank genome assembly.